Molecule: messenger RNA, 1218 nt
Organism: Neohortaea acidophila
Lineage: Eukaryota; Fungi; Ascomycota; Dothideomycetes; Mycosphaerellales; Teratosphaeriaceae
Product: Ribokinase-like protein
Exons: 1
Coding region: 169-1218 (349 amino acids)
Source: RefSeq, a predicted model, not a curated record
CUAUGAGCUUUCAAUGUUUCACUUAUUCGUACAUCUAGUGACUCCAAUACUGACACAAAGAAGCGCGACUGCACAAUAAAGCGAUGCCUGACUAGAUGACCGUCCAACAUCCUCGUUGGUCAUAUCUCGACGCUCAAGCCGCACUGACUUGAAGUGCCACCGUGCAAGAUGACCACCAAUGGCCACACCCAACCAAUCGACUUUUGCACUCUCGGCAUGUUCAUAAUCGAUGAGAUCCACCCCGCCCCUUCCUCUCCAGAUCAGAAGCCCCACUACAACAUCCCCGGCGGCGCGGGAACGUAUUCAGCACUCGGAGCGCGCCUCUUCAGCCCUCCACCCACAUCCUCCCGUUCAGUCGGCUGGAUUGUCGACGCCGGCCCCGACUUUCCUCCAGAACUGCGAGAGACAAUCCUUUCCUGGCAGACCGGCGUGCUGCUCCGUCCACGGGACCAGCCCACCACAAGCGCCUGGAAUGGAUACGAGGCCAAUGAGCAUCGCGCAUUUCGCUACCUGAACGAGAAGAAGCGACUCACGGCUGAGGACUUGACGCCAGCACUAUUGAGCGCACGAAGUUUCCAUCUCAUAUGCUCUCCCAUCCGAUGUAUAAGUCUCGUGCAGCGGAUUCUCGAUCGCAGGAAAGCCGAGACUGCGGUCACUGAUGCGCCCAUCUUCAUCUGGGAGCCGGUGCCUGACCUUUGCAUUCCCGACGAGCUGGAGAACACGUACGAAGCGCUGAAUCAUGUAGACAUUGUCAGUCCGAAUCACGAAGAACUGGCGUCGUUGUUUGCAUACAAACAGCCCGAAACGGGAGAAGUGGACAGGGGAGCAGUGGAAGGUCAAUGUCAGGAUCUGCUCGCACGAUGCAGCGAAAGCAGCAGACUGAAUGCAGUAGUCGUGCGGGCGGGAAAGGAAGGCUGCUUUGUUGCGAGAAGGAAAACAAAGCAAUGGCUACCCGCCUACCAUCAGGACUCGAGCAACGUUCUUGAUCCUACCGGAGGCGGUAAUGGCUUCCUAGGCGGCUUCGCAGUCGGCCUCGUGCGAAAUGAGGGAGACGUGAUUGAAGCGGCACGCUGGGGAAGCGUGGCAGCAAGCUUCUGCAUCGAACAGAUUGGCUUGCCGAUGUUGAACACCAUCAUCGCAUCGGCGACGUGCGUUGACGAGGUGUGGAACGAUGAAAGCGUGUCGGACCGACUGAGCGAGUACAAUACACGGAUAUGA